Astyanax mexicanus (Mexican tetra) is the source of this 3028-nucleotide messenger RNA. RefSeq names its product CUE domain containing 2 (gene cuedc2). The record is from RefSeq and is a predicted model, not a curated record. Lineage: Eukaryota; Metazoa; Chordata; Actinopteri; Characiformes; Acestrorhamphidae. Bases 196 to 1038 code for a protein of 280 amino acids. The transcript has 9 exons.
GUUUACAUUCAGAAGGAAAUGAUGUAAGAGAUUUUGAACAUACGCCGGCGCGCAGGGUUAACCACUUAGCCAUUGGAAGCUCACAUUACAUGGCUGUGUAACACAAACAGCUUUAUUUGCAAGUUUUUUUAUCCUGUCAGUUUAAUUGAAUCUCGCUUCGUUUUUUCUCGGAUUUUCCUUAAAGUUUCAGGUGGAAUGGAGCUCCAGAACAUUAUUCACGAUGCAUUGUACGACUUCGUCCGCUCGCACAUACCGCACGCAGAUCUGAGCACUCUAGACGAUGUGCUGCUUUCCUACAUCACUGGUGUUUUGGAGGAUUUGGGGUCACAAUCAGGCAUUGAGGAAAACUUUGAUGUGGAAGUGUUUGUUGAGAUGCUGGAAGCUUAUAUUCCAGGAUUUUCUGAUAUUGACAGUGUUCAGGUUUGCGAAAUGAUGUUUAAUUUGGCUUCGAAAUUAGCCUCAGCACGGAACUCGGAAUCAUUUGAGGAGAAGUCUGGAGAGUGGGAUGUGCCUUUGACCACUGUCUCAGUUAAGGAGGCCUCUGGACCGAAGGUGCAAAGCCAUUCAUCACAGGCAGAGGGAGCCACAGCCAAGACAAGCAUUUCAGAGUGGGAAGAACAAGAACAGCACCUUCUGGAGAUGUUCCCUAAGUGCAGUGUGACAGAAGCCAGAAGUGCAUUGUCCAUUGCUAAAGGAGACAUGGAGGAAGCUGUUAGACUCAUCAUUGAGGGAGAUGUACAAGUUAACCACAGCCCUCUGCCCAGUGCAAACCAAGGAAAAAAUGUUUCUCUACAGGCAGAUGACAAACUUAAAGCAAGUAUUUUGGAAAAAUAUAUGUUGGUUGAUAAUGAGGAAGAUAAGAAAAUCCACAGACCAGUUAUUCCUAAAGACGCUCCAAAGAAACUGGUGCGUUAUCAUGGCAACCAAGUGGUGACUACCAAAGGAGAGCGCUAUCACCUAGUCAAGAAAGAUGAAUCGGAGGAUAUGAAAAAGACUUAUGUUAGCCUCAAGCCAGCACGCAAAUACCGCUUUCAUUGAUGAACAGUCGCAUAUCUUUUUAAACUUUAUUUAUUUUUACACACGUGUUUAACCUACUGGUUGUUGCUCUUUUUUUUUCUUUCUUUUUUCAAUUACAUCCCUUGACAGCUGUACUCACUGUUUAAAUGUAAUAUACAAUUUAUUUUUUCUUUAUAAAAUGUAACAUAACUACAUGAACAUUUGAUAUCUGGGUAACAUGAGCUUGAAAGAUAAUACCAGAUAUAGGUGUAAUGAACGAUCUCUUGAAGGAUGUUUCUUUGUGGCUAUUCUGUCAAACAACUAGUUCAGCAGUUACUCAGUUAAUAAUUUUAAUUUCUGGGUGAUUUAAAGUUUAAUUCCCAAUUAUUCUCAAGUAUAAAAUAUUCACUGUUUAUUUUUUUAUGCUAAUGUAUAGAUUACAGAAAGAUUUCAAAAUUUCGUAUCAUUACCAUGCAGUCAACUUUUCUCAAGCUGGGCUUGGGUGAGAACACACUCCAGUGUUAUUUCACAUUUCAUCUUAAAGAUGAACUCCAGUGUCAAAAACACUCAAAUGUUUAAGUUGUCUUGAGUGCUUUUGUUUCGAUUAAAAUAUGUGUCCAGUACCACCCCCAUUUCAUUGCUUGAAAUGCCUAUCCUUAUCUGUGCCUAUGAAAUACAGCCAGAUACAAACUUUGGUGGUUGGAUGCUCUUGGUGGCUGUUAUCAGGCUCUCUUGAACUAAUUUAUACAUUAUUUUCUAUAACUGGACUACAUUCUGCCUUCAGUAGAGAAGACUACCGAAGGACAGUAAAAGGCAAUAUACAAAGUAAAGAAUAUGUUGCCUUACUGUUAUGAGCUUCACGUGUCUGUCUUUAAGCUAAAAUUAUCAUUACAUGUGAAAUAUACACAUUACGACUAGUUUGGUGCUAACACAGUAAAGCAAAAUUCCAACAGGAAGCUUGGGGAAAUCAUUAUGCUAGUAGUAGCUGGACAAGUGAAUGCUAGUAAAAAGUUCAAUCAAAAUAAUAGGCAACAAUAUGUCAAUUCCAACUGGCUCAGUACAUGCCACUGUUACAAAAUUGCAUGCUGGUGUAUGCCAUCAGGCCAGUGUUAUCAGUUAACAUUAGUGCCUAUUUCCUAGCUAGCAUGUAUCAUUCUAUUACAUCUGUACCUUCCCUAGGAAGGCGUGUCCCACUCCUCCUCAUUUGUCUGAAAACUGCACUCCUGACAUGAUAAGAUAUAUGAAAAGGGUGUAAUGCAUGUAGAAAUAAGCUCUCUCAUGCUGUUCUGGUGUAUGAGAAUCAGGUGGGGAAAUCACUCACACUGCUGUCACUGUUGAUGCCUUGAUCUCUUCUACAUGUGCAAGCUGUUUCUCCAGAUUUUUUAAGACACUGCCCACUUUGUGGUUUAUAUUAUUUCAUGACUAGGGAUGCACUGAUUUUUUUUUUUUUUUUACCAAAACUGGACUAAACAAAACAUGUUGCUAAUUGUCAGAUACCAAAUAUCAAACAUUUGUUUGCAGGUUUUCAUUAAAUUUACUACUUAAGAAUGCAUAUAAUUACAUUUAUUCUCAGCCAAAUAACUUUGGUGUGUCCCUAAUCGUGAAAUAAUGUCAUACGUACAUUUGGCUCUGGAGUGCAUCUGUUGUGAUCUUAGAUUUAGUCUGGUUAUACAGUGUAUCAUAUUGUAUCCUACCAAGUUAAUUUACUUAUUUCAUUUAUUAUUCUGUUUUAGAAGUAUUGUGUACUUUGGUGCUUACAGGUCUGCAUGGUUUUUGAUUAUGAAAUUACGUUCAUGUAACCCAUUCUCACUAUUCAUAACUGUAUUGUAUCUCAGUGUUUCACAUUUAUGUUGUUAUACUCAAUUUGUGCAGUGUUUCAGAGAGGGGAUGGCUACUAUAUGAUCCGCUAAACUGUAAACUCUAAUCUGCAUAAGCAAAAGUUUGGGAUGCUGAUGUCAAAAUUAUUUUUGCUGUGUUUUUCUUGGAAUUAAAGAUGAAGUGAGAUAUGUUAUCUUGUAUUUGCUUAAAGAAA